Molecule: messenger RNA, 931 nt
Organism: Pectinophora gossypiella (pink bollworm)
Lineage: Eukaryota; Metazoa; Arthropoda; Insecta; Lepidoptera; Gelechiidae
Exons: 2
Coding region: 5-598 (197 amino acids)
Source: RefSeq, a predicted model, not a curated record
UAUUAUGCGUACCACAGUUGAAGAAACAGGAAUGGGACGUUUUACGCUCUUGUGCCUGGCGAUAGGCCUUCUUGCUGUGGCAUACGCAGCCCCAGAUCACUACCGUCAGAGCGACAGUGGCCGGGGCUGUAACCCCUGCAGUGGCGGGGGUAACGACCGGACCAGCAGCCGAGACUACAGCAGUAGCAGCACACGUGACCACGUCAGCACUAGCCACGACGAGAGCCAUUACAGCUCUCACAGCCAAUGGAGGGACCAAGGUGGUAACACUGACCAUGGGCGCGGAGGAAGUGGAACGAGUGGUCACGGCAGCCACGACACCCACCAUGGACAUGGCAACGGUGGAAGGGGAACUAGUCACGGAAACCAAGGAAGCUACGGCCAUGGGCACGGCGGUGGGCAUGGAAGUGGAAGUGGUCACGGCAGUGGAGGUAACAGCGGCGGUGGCGGCGGUGGAGGUGGCGGCGGCGGCGGCGGCGGUGGAAGAGGAGGCGGUGGUCAUGGGGGCGGUCACGGCAGCGGCUAUGGGAGUGGUGGUCAGGGUGGAUGGCGCGCGGGCGGAGGCGGCGGCGGCGGAGGUGGUUCAUACCGCCAUUAGAGCAAACCCAGGGUUUUUUAAAACCGUUAUGAUUUAAAGUUUCAGAAUAACUCUGCUACGUCGAUGACGCAGAUAAAGCGAAGCCGAAGACCGACCACCCGUGCCGUAAUUCGAAAUACUGACCUUGGCGUUCAUUCUGGCUGCUCCACGGCAUAGAAUAAGGACGUAUAGAACGGCGACUCUCCGCUCCCCACCAGCGUUUGGACUAGGUUUACCUCACCCCUCCCUCGAACAUAAUUUAGACCUGAAUCGUAUGGUGUUAGACGUCACACACACAGGUGCGCGUACGAUAAUGUCAACGUGUAAUGUCUGUAUACAACGAGUUUUUUUUUC